This is a messenger RNA of Lingula anatina, 1209 nucleotides long. RefSeq names its product centromere protein O-like. Lineage: Eukaryota; Metazoa; Brachiopoda; Lingulata; Lingulida; Lingulidae. Gene Ontology annotation, cellular component: kinetochore; Mis6-Sim4 complex. The record is from RefSeq and is a predicted model, not a curated record.
AUGGGCUCCCCGAAAGACCUCACUGUUAGUUCCAACGUCUUCCGGCAGGUGGCAGGGCUGCGGGACCAGCUACACAUCAUGCGGUACCUCUUGAUUUGCAGCGUCAUAGCAACGGCCCUCUUUCUCAUCAUCGCUGCUCUUCUCGCGCGCAGACGCUCGCCCGUGCUGCAGCCCCCGAGACCAGGUUGUCAUGACAACCACCGUGCUAGAGAGAUGGGGAAGACAUUUCAGGGAGAGAAGGGCCGUUGUCAAAUUCACUGGGACGGCGGCGAGAGUCAAGCGUCUCUGAUCAUUCCUGUACCCGGCAAGCCGUGCGUGGAGUGGGACGGUGGAGCCAGCCAGACCGCUCUCUACGCGCAACAAAACACGUUAGAAAUGCUCCAGGAUCUGGAGACAAAGUCCAAGAAAGAAUCCAGCUUGAAGGAGGAGGAGAAAAAACAAGAUGAUGAACUGAGACAACUGAAACUGAAAGUGACCAAGUUGCAGCAAAAGAAGAAGUGGUUGCAGCAACAACUCAGUAAAGAGUCUCCUCUACAACAAGUAGACAUAAACAACAUUGACAGUCUGGACAGAGAGGAGAAGUCAGAGCUACUGGAUGCUGCUUAUGCUGCUCAACAGAAAAAGUUGGAAGAGAUGGUCGUACUCCACAGGCUAACAGGUAUUUCUAUCGACCAUAUCAAACCAGAGGCGAUACGUAUCUGCUGGGAUACCUCAUAUGGAGGGGAAUUCUUCGAGGCUUUCUAUGCCGAGGUGACCCGCUCCAGAGACAAGCUGACGGUCCAGCACCACUCCUUGCCAUACUUUCUUCCCAUCAACUCUCUGAUCACCAGACACCUGAAUACAGAUAUCACUGUGUUUGCAGAGAUGGUGUCCAGGUAUCUGAAUGUGUUUGUGGAGAAGAGACAGGAAGCUGUCAAUGCUGAGAAGGAGUUUGGGCUGUACAUGUCCAAGCCUAUCGCUGCCAGCCCGUCCUGUGACGUGAUCGAGUUCAGCCUGAAGCCCACCAUGGUCCCAGGAAAACUCCACACGCAGCUGUUCUAUAGCGAUCUUCUCCAGCCUCUGCCCACUGAGGUAGAGGUGGAGUGGAGAGGUGAAGAGGGUGUGCUAUCCAGAGAAGACAUCUUCAGAGUCAAACAGAUAUUUCUGUCAAAGUCAUUAUGCAGUGCUUUGGAAGAGUUGGUCACUAAAGUUUGAUGGAGGAAAAAAAAA